Molecule: messenger RNA, 1671 nt
Organism: Lachancea meyersii CBS 8951
Lineage: Eukaryota; Fungi; Ascomycota; Saccharomycetes; Saccharomycetales; Saccharomycetaceae
Source: the annotation of a GenBank genome assembly
AUGCUAGACGAGAAAGACAUCGGCAACAUCGACGACACAAUCCAGCCCUCGAGCUCGGAAAACCACUCGCUGGGCGAAACCAAGGGAAAGGUCCAAACUGUGGUCUCCUACACCCAUGACAACAUCGGGAACGUCGAAAACGUUCUGUCGACCAUUCUGUCGCCCUCGGGCCGCGAGGUCAAGGUCACAGGCGAUGUCGACGAUGCCAUGCGACUCGCACUGAAAUCCAACAAAAUCGAGGUCUCUCCGGAGGACGACGCGCGCCUGGUGCGCAAAAUCGAUCUGUAUAUGUUCCCUCUCAUGUGUUUGCUGUAUGCCAUCCAGUUCAUGGACAAAAUCUCGAACGGAUCGGCUGCGGUCAUGGGUUUGCGAACAGACUUGAAAAUGCACGGCGACCAGUACUCGUGGGUCGGAUCGGCCUUCUACUUCGGGUACCUGUUCUUCAAUCUGGGCCCGGGCCAGUUCAUCUUCCAGAAGUCCAAGUGGCUGGCCAAGACUCUGGCAGUGUUCGUGAUCGUGUGGGGGAUGUUCCUCGCGCUGCACGCAGUUCCAUCGGUCACUUACCCAACCUUCAUUCUGUUGCGUGUUUUGCUGGGAUGCGCGGAGUCUAUGGUGACACCCACUUUCACCAUCAUCACCUCUCAGUACUGGAAAAAAGAGGAACAGUUCAUGCGGGUGUGCUUGUGGUUCGGUUUCAAUGGUCUUGGUGGCAUUUGGGCCAACGCUUUGGCAUACGGUCUUUACGAGCACCAGGAUUCCUACUCCAUUGAGGCCUGGAGAGUUCUUUUCAUCGUCACCGGUCUGAUUACCAUCGUCACUGGCUUUGCCAUCUUCUUCCACAUCCCAGACGACCCCUCCAAGGCGUGGUUUCUGUCAGAGCGUGAGAAGUUCAUGGUUGUUGAAAGAAUCAGAGGCAACCAACAAGGAUUCGGUAACCACCAUAUCAAGUGGUACCAGGUCAAAGAAGCAUUUACAGACAUCAGAACAUGGCUCUACUUCCUCUUUUCCAUUGGGUCAAACAUUCCCAACGGUGGUUUAACGAACUUCAUGAACAUUUUGAUUAAAAACGACUUCGGCUACUCUACUUCCCAAUCAUUACUUAUGACCAUGCCUACCGGGGCCGUCGAACUUGUCGCAUGCCCAUUGCUGGGCUAUUUGUCCUUAAUUUGUGCCAGGAAGAAGGUUCCAUUUCUGCAAUACAGACUUUCUUGGGCAAUAAUCGCCGCUCUUAUUAGUUUGAUGGCCACUUGUAUGCUUGCAUUUGCCCACAAUUCUCCUAAGGCCAAACUCGCAGGUGCGUAUUUGUUGUAUGUGUCUCCAAUUUCCUUCAUUUGUAUUCUUUCCAUCAUCAGUUCCAACACACUAGGAUACAGUAAGAAGUGGACUGUUUCCUCUAUUAAUCUGGUAUCGUAUGCGGCUUCGAAUUUAGCUGGUCCACAAACAUUUAUCCCAUCCCAGGCACCAGGCUAUUCCGGAGCAAAAGUCUCUAUGGUGGUGUGCUAUGCCGCAACAGUGGUGAUUCUCUCGGCUCUAUUUGUCGUGAACUAUCGCGAGAAUAUUAGAAGAGACAAGAUUCAAGCAGAACGAGGCCCUGACAGCGUUAAGAUCGAGAAUUUGGAAUUCGCUGAUUUAACCGACAAGGAAAACCCCAAUUUCAGAUAUGCCCUUUGA